ACGGAGGCUGUCCGCCGCCCCGCCAUGGAGACCGCAAGGCAAGUGCUCUGUCUCUGUGCUUUCCUCUCCCUGCCGCACGCUCGCGCCGAGCCCAUCCGCUACUCCGUAGCCGAGGAGAGCGAGAGCGGCUCCGUGGUAGCCAACGUGGCGGAGGACGCGGGGCUGGCCCCGGCGCAGCUCUCGGCUCGCCGCGCCCGCCUGCUCUCGGAGGACGGCCGGCAGCACUUUCGCUUAGACCCGGGCAGCGGCCGCCUCGUCGUGGCCGAGAGGCUGGACCGCGAGGAGCUGUGCGGGCAGUCCGCUACCUGCACGCUGCCCUUCGAGCUCCUGCUGGCAAACCCCGUGCAGUUCUUUCGGGUGGAGGUGGCCGUGGAGGACAUCAAUGACCACGCGCCCGUUUUCCCGGAGGAACGGGUCACUCUUAAGAUACUGGAAACGAGCAGCCCUGGCUCUCGUUUUCCUCUGCAGGGGGCUCGCGACCUGGAUGUUGGCAGCAACAGCAUCCAGGCUUAUGGCAUCUCUCCCGAAAAUGAGUACUUUAGUGUUGACUUUGGGAGUCAGUCUCAGGACGCGAAAUAUAUUGAACUAGUCCUGGAAAAGCCACUCGAUAGAGAAGAACAGGCAGAGUUGGGUUUCAAUCUCAUUGCCGUGGAUGGGGGCUCUCCACCCAGGAGUGGGACCACCCAAAUCGACGUUGUCGUUCUAGAUGUAAAUGACAACGCUCCCACAUUCAUACAGAAGGUUUUCAUUGCACAGGUUUUGGAAAAUGCCCCAGAGUGUUCUGUUGUUCUCAGAGUAGCGGCAACAGAUCGUGAUAUAGGAGUUAAUGGGGACAUCUCCUACCAGUUCAGCCAAGCAGGAGACCAGAGCUACUCAGCUUUCGUGAUUGACCCCAUGAGUGGUGAAAUUAAACUCACAAAGCCUCUGGACUUUGAGGCAGCAGAGAAACAUGAGCUCAGUGUUCAAGCAACAGAUGGUGGGGGCCUCUCAGCAAUCUGCAGAGUGUUGGUGGAGGUGGUGGAUGUGAAUGACAAUGCACCAGAGGUGAUAAUCAGUUCCUUCAGCAGCCCCCUCCCUGAGGACACAUUGCCUGGGACAGUCGUUGCCCUGUUUACUGUCAGGGACCGAGAUGCUGGUGCCAAUGGGAAGAUCUCCUGUGCCCUUGAGGACCAGCUGUCAUUCUCCUUGCGGCCAGCCUAUAAGAAUUACUUUGAGCUGGUGACUGUGAGUGCAUUGGACAGGGAGGAGAUGGCACGGUACAUCCUGACAGUCACAGCAGCAGAUGCGGGAUCACCUCCUCUCACAACCACCCAGACCUUCACAGUGGACGUCUCUGAUGUGAAUGACAAUGCACCUGUGUUCAGCCAGACAUCAUACACCAUGUAUGUACGUGAGAACAAUGUUCCCACAGUGCUUGUUGGGACCGUCAUUGCUGGAGAUGCUGAUGUGGGGCUCAAUGGCAAGGUGACCUACUCCCUGGUCCCAGCCCACCUUACAGAGCAGCCUUCCUGCUCCUGCAUCUCUGUGAACUCUGAGAAUGGAGACGUGUUUGUGCUGCGGCCCCUGGACUAUGAGCAGGUGAAGCAGAUCGAGGUCUUGGUGCGUGCUUCUGAUGCAGGGUCACCUCCUCUUAGUGCUAGUGUUGCUGUCUACAUUUCUGUGGUUGAUGAGAACGACAAUGCCCCACUGGUGCUGUACCCCUCGCAGGACAGCAGCCCUGCAUCCAGUGAGCUGGUGCCCAUUUCAGCUGAGGCAGGCUACCUCAUCACUAAAGUGGUGGCCGUUGAUGCUGACUCAGGGCAGAACUCAUGGCUCUCGUACCACCUGCUGAAGGCCUCUGAUCCUGGGCUCUUUGCGGUGGGUGCCCAAAGUGGGGAGGUGCGACUGAGGAGAUCAGUGACAGAGAGAGACGCUGUGAAGCAGAAGCUCAUCAUACUGGUGCGAGACAAUGGGCAGCCACCACUGUCAGCCACUGUGGCACUGAGUGCCCUCCUGCUCAGUGACUUCUCGGACGUGCGCCUACCACACAGCAGCCUGUCCACAGAAGAGAAUGAAGGUGCCUCCUUGACAAUCUAUUUAAUAAUUUCCUUGGUCUUCGUCUCACUCCUCUUCCUGGUGUCCACAGCAGCCUUCGUCGUUCGCAAGGUGUGCAAGAGAAAGCAGAUGAAGGAUGGGCAUGUGCUUUAUGGUGCCAGCAACUUACAGAGCAGCCUGGCUGAUGCAGCUGCUGCAGGGACCCUGCCCCACGCCUAUUGCUACGAGAUCAACCUCACAACGGGCUCUGGCAACAGUGAGUUCAAGUUCCUGAAGCCCAUCCUCCCCAGCCUGCCACCACAGCUUCAUGCCACAGGUGGGGGUACCAACAAUGAGCAAGAUUUCCCCCGUGGCACUCUCACUGUGGAGGAUGUGGCACCAGACAGCCAUGGGGUGCGUUCUGCAGAACAGUUCAAUAGUCUGUCCUUUAACUAGCAUGGUGUUGGCACAGACGGAGGUUUAGUGUCUCAUGACUGUAAGGGAUCCCUGCUGUAUUUAGAGUUGGCAUCAGUGACUUCCCGUAAAAACAAAGUGACAGAAAAUACUGACUUCACCUGCUAAAAAAACCCAACCAACCAAACAAAAAAAAUUUACAAAUCCAACGAAAAAACCUAAAGCUCUCUCUUUCAGGGAACUGCAUGUUUCUGCUCUGUUACAGCCAUUUCUUAAAUGUUUUGAAAUUGAGAUUUGUUCCAGGAUCUUGGUUAAUUUUUUUGUCUCAGUUGCUGGCAGACAGGACUAUGGACCAAUUCCUUCUUGCUGUAACCGAAUAACACAGUCAGGCAGAUAAACUACAACCUCACUAAAGUGCGUGAGUCAUGAAAGCAAGGGCAUGGUGAGUACCGUGUAACAGUGUGGUGUGAGUAUGCAGCUCCUUCUCCUCUGGGUUCUGGUUGCCUCUGUCUGAGUUGGGUGGGCUCUGUGUGCUUUCUUCUGCUGGUCACGUUGUCUGUCUGUACCUCAGCUGAGUGCCUGCCUACGCUGCUCAAAGGCUAGACACCAAAUCAGGCAGUUGCACAUAUCCAGCCUUUGCACACCAUUCCAGCAAAGGAGAAGGAAAGUUGUUUUGACCUUUUGAUUACAGCAGUCUCAUUGUCCUUAAGGGAGAAUGAGGUCUUUCAUUUGCCCAUAAGGAGUGAUGGGAUGGGCUGUCUCCUUGGGAUGCAGGCAGCAUCACAAAUGGUAUUUGGAUAAAUUGCAAUGGACCAGACCAGACUAGAAAUAUUUCAUUUUGAAGGCAGCUACAGUGAUCAUCUGGUCCAACUGCCUGACCCCUCAGGGCUUACUGGAAGUUAAAGCAUGUUUCUAAGGACAUUGUACAAUGCCUGUUAAACACUGGCAGGCUUGGGUCAUCAACCACUUCCCUAGGAAGCCUGUUGCAGUGUUUGGCCACUCUUUCAGGAAAUAAAUGCUUCCUAGUAUCAAGUCUGUUUCUCCAGUGGUGUGGCUAUGAACCUUACCCACUAUUACUGGAUAUAAGGGAGAAGAGUUCAUUGCCUUCCUGUCUACCUCCCCUUUUUAUGAAGCUGACCCUCACAUGCUGUUUAAAUUGUGGCAUCCAGCAGAGCACACAGUAGUCA
Molecule: messenger RNA, 3614 nt
Organism: Melopsittacus undulatus (budgerigar)
Lineage: Eukaryota; Metazoa; Chordata; Aves; Psittaciformes; Psittaculidae
Product: protocadherin beta-15-like
Exons: 1
Coding region: 25-2469 (814 amino acids)
Biological process (GO): homophilic cell-cell adhesion
Cellular component (GO): plasma membrane
Molecular function (GO): calcium ion binding
Source: RefSeq, a predicted model, not a curated record